Trichobilharzia szidati is the source of this 557-nucleotide messenger RNA. NCBI's taxonomy places the organism in Eukaryota, Metazoa, Platyhelminthes, Trematoda, Strigeidida, Schistosomatidae. The record is from the annotation of a GenBank genome assembly.
AUGGUUUACUCAUGGUAUCGAUUCGUUUGGGGAACAGUAGUCGGGAUUUUGAUACUGACCGGCGACAUAAGUUGUACAGAUGAUUCAUCAGCAGAAGAUAUGUUCACUGAGAGUAAACGCUUUCUGUUGGCUCUUCCAACACCUAAGAGAUUAAGUUCACCUACGAAUUCAUUCAAUCGCUAUCGACGCCCUAUGAAUGACUAUUGGCGUGAACCAUAUAGUGAUUAUUGGAAUCCAGACACUGAUGAAUUUUAUAGAGAAGAUAAACGAUUUCUAUUGGGUUUACCAUCAAAAUCUGUGGAUAAACGUUUCCUCCUGGGUUUGCCGUCAUCAUACAGACAUCAGAAAAGAUUCUUUCUAGGCCUUCCACCACCACCAAGUAGAUCUGCUUCUUAAUGAAAUAAUACUAACACUCAUGUCAAUUAUGUGCAUACGCAUUGGUGAUACAACAUUUCUGAAGAAGUAUAUAAAUCAUGAUAGACCAUUAUUAUUUUAUGUAAUAUGCAAAAGACCAUAAGUUUAAUUAUAAUAAAAAGAACCAUGGUUAUGAAUAGCCC